Caenorhabditis angaria is the source of this 3035-nucleotide messenger RNA. Lineage: Eukaryota; Metazoa; Nematoda; Chromadorea; Rhabditida; Rhabditidae. The record is from the annotation of a GenBank genome assembly.
AUGUAUUUGGAAAAUGAUGAAGGAAUUGGACCAUCUCCUAUAUCAAUAUCAUAUUGUCGAGAUUAUCCGUCUUUUGCAGCCGAAGACGAAACUAAACAGACAAUCAUCAUUUUUCCACAAAAACUUGAUUUGAGUGGUCUGAAUGAACCAGAAUAUUCAGGUGAGAAACAUUUGCCGACUCUUAUUUUCAAAUAUUUAAUUUAGAAAUUGUAAAGUCAAAAAAGAAGAGCAAGAAGCCGAGCCCAAUCAAGCCAUACCACGAUUCAGCAAUCUAUCCAACAGGAAACAAUUAUCGCAGCGCGAAAAGAGUACGUUUUUUUCUCAAUUGUGAAUCUUUGUUGAAUAAUAUGAAAAAUUCAGAUUAUUGAACCAAUAAAAAGUAAGUCUACGGAUUUGUCAAAAUAUCGCAAAGAAAUUGAUAUGAUUUGUGGAAAUAUCAAUCAAAAACUAACGGUUAGUUUUAAAAAAAAUUUAAAUUAUUUUCAAUGUUUACUAACAAAAAAAAGAAAAGUCUAUUUUCAGAAAGCGGAAAAAUAAAAGCUUAUUUUCAGAGUAACAAUUCAAUUUCAUCAAACACAAGUGAUCGUGGUUCGUCGGUUUCUUCAACUUCGAGCGAUCAAAGAUCACUUUCAGUUGAGGUAACUAGAAUUUCUUAAAUUUUAAAAGUAAAUUAUCAAAUUUCAGAUAAAUCGCGCCAAGAAAAUAAUUUCAAAAUUCGGUCAACAUAAUUAUACAAAAGCUUUCGAAGAUUCAAAUUUCGAUUGUAAUUCUUCAAAUCGUUAUACAACAUACUUAUCAUCUAAUGAUUCAACAAGACCGUAUGUGUUUUCUUUAUAACAAUAAUUUAUAAUAUAAUUGAAAAUGAGAAUUUGAAAACGCGAUAAAUUGCAGACCAUCAAGCGAAGGCUCAUUAUGGAAUGAAAAAGAAGUUAGAGAGGAAGCAAGAGGCGAAAAAGAAAAAAGAACAAAAACGGAAACUUAUAACAGAAGAGAUUUGAUUUCGCAUUUGACAAAUGUUGGCCUAAGAGAAGCCGAAAAUGCGAGAAGACAAAUUGAAAAAGAGAGAAAAAAUGUGGCAACGAAUACAAGUAGUAAGUAACAAAAAGAUGAAGAAAAUAUCUCAUGGGAAUUACAUUUGAUAAUAUAAAUAUCUCAACCAAUGAUGUGUUUUUUUUUGAUCAUUCAAGCGAUUACUACUAACUGAUCUUAUUUGAAAAUCUUUCCAAAAGAUUUGUGAGAAAAAUAUCAAACUGAGGUGAAGAUAUUGAUAUUCAAUCAGUGUAUAAUAGACAAAUAUAGGAUUAUUUGAUAAGAUAAAUGUUGAUUUUUCCAGAAAUUCUAAACUCUCAACAACUUUAUCAUCUCAACUCGCACAAAUCGUCAUCAGAUGAAAGAACUCUGGUCGAAUUGAGCCCUCGAAAACAAAUUGAAAAAGCAUUUGAACAAUUUGGUAUCAAUGAUGUUUUACCUCCAACUUGUGAGUUUUGGGAAAAUAUUUUGAAAGAGAAUUGGCCCAAAAUUGAUCAAUGAGAAAAUUAUGAAAUUUUUUCGAAAGUCUGCAAAAUUGGAUAAAUUUUUCCGAGCCGUAAUUCUUAAUUUUUAGUGCUCUAUAAUCCGGCUUAGAGGUCCAUUAUUUUGGUAAUAAAAAUAAUUUGGAAUAUAAUAAAUUUACCUUUGCUGCUGUGAAAGAUUCAUAAUUUCAGCCGAUUUUUGAGAAAAUCCCUGUUUUUUUUUCCAAUUUUCAUAUUGAUUUAUGUUUAUGUUCAGAUCGAACAGAAGAAACACCAAUAUUAUGCAGUACAUCGACAAUUGAAUCGUCUCGAGGUAAUUAGUAUUUAUUUGCUUGGAUUAGACUAAUAAAAUAAACCUAAUAAUUAUAGGAUCAUUGGAAGUGGCACGAGAUUCUCAUUCUACAAAUAUUCAACAUUUUCCAUUGCACCAUUCACAUUCAACUAUGAUGAUUCCAAAAGAAAAGACAUUGUGUCACAAUCACAAUAAUUUGUCACUCCCAAAUUUACAGAGGUUUGUUUUUUAACAUCUUUCUAUUUUUAUUCCAUUCUUAUAUAGAUGUUUCCAGAUUUAUUGUACGACCUUCAACUAGAGAUAUAUUCAAUGCACCAAUUGAUAUUGAUCAAAUUUGUGGAAAAGGAUUGAAAAAAGAUUUGAAAAGCAGAGAAAAACAUUUUGGUGGAAGUGAAGUUUUGAAUUUGGUACAAGGAAAAACAAAUUCAGCGCCAACAACUUCGAGAAUUCGGGAAAUGUCUAAAAGAUCUCAAAGUUCGACGAUUGCAACAAAAGCCAAACAGAGAAGUGUUUCAAGAACAAGAGAUAAUAAACAACCGCCAUAUUGUAGUACAACUAAACAUGUUAGUUUUUUUUUUUGAAAAUUGGUCCUAGAGUUUUUGGGAGAUCAUUUAGUGAUGUAGCAUUCAUAUUUUUGAAAGCUAAAUGUGUAAUAUGAUUUCGUGGAAGAUAUUUUAACCUAAUGUUUGUAAAAAAAAUGGUUUGCAUUUUGUCUUCCAAAAAAUGUCACGCUUAUCACUUCUUUGAAAAUGUUAAACUUUUUUUUUGAAAAAAACGUGUCAUUUUAAAACAGUUUUAAUGACAAUUUUUUGAAUAAUACAAUACAAAAUAAUUUUUCAGAAUCUUGAUGGUGUUUCUUAUUCAGUCGGAGCUGUCAGUCAAGAAUUGUUAGGAACAAUCAAAACACUUUAUCCAGAAUGGAUUCCUUUGGCACACAAAAUAAUGAAUGAAUCGAUGAAUGUGAAUAUUGUUGAAAUGUUUCGACUGGAAUUAGAUCGACAAUUAACAACAAAACAAUUGAAAUAUCAAAAAAAUCGACGAACUGAUGAUUUUGAUGACGAAUUUGAUAAUAUGACUACGAAAUUGGAAGUUAUCAAUAGAAUAUGUCAAAAGGUAAUUAUUUAUAUAAUUUUUUUCAAAAAUCCUCAUUUUUCCAGCUUUCAAAUAGCCCAAAUAAUUGUCCACGUGUUCAACAGCUCAAAUUAAUUCAAUCAGUUUUAUUAAGUGCUUGA